AUGGACAGAAGCCUCCCAGGAAAUGGACACGCAACUCAAAUGGCGUGGGCUACAACCACACAAAUUGGUUGCGCUCUGGCUAGAUGCCCAAAUUCAAAAUGGAAAACUUAUCUUGUUUGUCAAUAUAAUCCCUACGGAAAUGUUAUUGGAAGGACAAUUUAUGAAAAAGGAAAACCAUGCAGUGGUUGUGGUAAUAAUAAAUGUAAUUCCAAUGGAUUAUGCAAAUAAA
Messenger RNA from Meloidogyne enterolobii, 229 nucleotides. Lineage: Eukaryota; Metazoa; Nematoda; Chromadorea; Rhabditida; Meloidogynidae. The record is from the annotation of a GenBank genome assembly.